UCAGUUUGCAAAAUAAGGUCUUGGCGCAAAGUGUGCUCAGAGGAAUACAGCAGAGCUUACAUACCUUAAGGAUAUACCACAAGGACUAGAUCAAUGCAGCAAUCCAUGUUGCUACUGGCUGUGACAGCCAUCCUGCUCUGCGCUGCAGUGGCUCUGCCCAUAGAAAUGUCCAAAUCCGAGGAGGAUUGGCUGGAGCAGAUGCUGACGGAGAGCGAAGACAGCUAUGAGCUGCCGGACCUGGGCGAGAGCACCGGAAACCACAUCAGUAAACGAUCUGCCAAGGAUGCCAGCAGCUCCUCUGAGGAGCAUAAGGGCCAGCUCAAGGACAAGGCGGACAGUUCCGGGGCCUCCUCCUCCGAGGAGCAGACAACAGCACUUGCGCAAGAAGAAACUACUACGGAAGUAGCCGCUAGGAAACGCAGAUCCAUUUGCCAAGCACUGAUGGAAUUGGAUACUAAGACCUACGACACUGUCAAUAACUUGUGUAGGCCAAGGGAGUCUAGAAGAAGGCGCCAGGCUACCGAAAGCAAGUUCGGGGAUCAGAAGGGCAGCGAGGAGCCGGCCCUGGAUGCCCAGGCGGAGAAGGAGCUGGAUGAGGAGAUGGCGCAGGCUGCAGCGGAGCUUUUGAAGGGCAAGGAUAGCACCAGCAUCGAGGACUACGCCCAGGGAUGCGAAGUCAUGGAGGUCAGCUCCAAGGAGGCCAACGAAGCCACCUAUGCCGAAUGAUAUCUUAAACAGAACUUGAUUUAGAUUAAACAUAAAUAGCAUUAAAAGUAUAUAGCUUUUUAUAGCUGCUGUUUUCGUA
This is a messenger RNA of Drosophila erecta, 805 nucleotides long. RefSeq lists its product as uncharacterized. Lineage: Eukaryota; Metazoa; Arthropoda; Insecta; Diptera; Drosophilidae. The record is from RefSeq and is a predicted model, not a curated record. The transcript has a single exon. The coding region runs from base 94 to 726 and encodes 210 amino acids.